AGCUUAUUUAAAGGGGUAGAUAUAUGUUUAUAUAUCGCAACAUAUAUUUGUAUAUUCGAUACAUUUUGAUUAUAAAUAAGCACCGCAGACGUCAAACAGGCGCCAGUGCCUCUGAUUGGUUAAUGGUCGUUUCCGGUUUAAGCGCUCUACAUUUGAAAAUGUUCGGUUAGCAGCGAAGGCUCUACCUCCGUCGCUUUUGUUGACAGUCGGAGUUCGUUAUGUUGCUUAAAGUAAAACUGGGAGAGUAAGCAAAAGUUUCGAAUACGGAGUCUGCACAUAAUACCGAGCUCAAACAUGGCUCAGCGCGUGGCGUUGGCAGAAGGAGGAAACAAGAAGACAUCAAGAGUUCGUGUAGCUGUUCGUCUGAGACCCUGUGUGGGGAAUUCAGAUGAGAAGGACGAAGGACCAUGUGUAAGAGGCCUGGACUCCCAGAACCUGGAGAUAGUCAACUGGAGGAACGCCACAGAAACAGUCAAAUACCAGUUUGAUGUUUUCCAUGCGGAGCAAACAACACAGCAAGAGGUUUUCCGCUCAUCAGUGAAGCCCAUCCUCCAACAUAUACUGACCGGACAAAAUGCCAGUGUCUUUGCAUAUGGACCAACAGGAGCUGGUAAGACCCACACCAUGUUGGGCAGUCAAGAGCAGCCUGGCGUGAUUCCCCGCGCCGUGCGUGAGGUCUUCAAUUUGGUCAAAGCCAAAGAAGAGGAUGGAGGAUGGGACUAUAGCAUUGGCAUGUCUUAUUUAGAAAUUUACAACGAGAAGGUACUCGAUCUGCUAUCACCAGGUUCCCAGGAUUUACCAAUCAGAGAGGACAAAGACAAAAACAUCCUUAUCCCCGGCCUCACCCUCACAACAAUCUCCUCCUUCUCUGAUUUUGACAAACACUUUAUCCCUGCCAGCCUCAACCGCACCACAGCUUCUACAAAACUGAACCAGCGAUCCAGCCGCAGCCAUGCUGUCCUCCUCCUCAAGGUCGUGCGGACUCAGCGUGACCUGCCCCACAGACAACAGACAGGAAAGCUUUACCUGGUCGAUCUGGCCGGCUCAGAGGACAACCGCCGCACCGGCAACCAGGGCAUCCGUCUGAAGGAGAGCGGUGCCAUCAACCUGUCUCUCUUCACACUCAGCAAAGUGGUAGACUCUCUUAACUCGGGCACCGCCGUCCGUGUGCCGUACAGAGACAGUAAACUGACACGGCUGCUACAAGACUCUCUGGGCGGCUCGGCGCACUCGGUCAUGAUCACCAACAUUUCACCCGAGUACGAAUACUAUUUUGAUACCUUCAAUGCACUGAACUUUGCAGCCAAAUCCAAGCUCAUUGUGAACAAGCCCUUCACACGUGAAACAGUGGCCGCGCCUGUGCUGUCAGUGAAGCGGACCAGAGAGGACCACGGGGUACGGGGGUCUGUAACCGAGCCACAGAAGAAGAGACUGAAAGAGGAGCGGAAAACAGAACAAGAUGGUUCCUCCCCCUCUGCACAAAUUCACAGUCCGUCGGUGAUGGACAGACUACUCGCUCUGGAGAAGCUGAUGAUGAGCUGCCAGGACAAAGACAAGCAGCUUAAAGAUGUAGCCCAGUCUCGCAAGGAGAUCCAGGUGCUCAAAGAGAAGCAGAAGGAGUUGGAGACCAAGGCCUUGCUGUUCAGUCGCCUGGCAGGAGAAAAGUCUGGUGCCACCAAGGAGUCCAUCUUCAAGAACAACACAGCUCCUCUGCAGAGAAAACCGUCAACUGCAACCACAGCCAAUAAGCAGAAGGCUGUGGUUCAACCCCUUAAAGUGUCUCAGCUCCAGCCUCUUCAGCAGCUUGCAGUCGUCAAAAAACAGUCCGUCUGCGUCAAGAAGAAAGAGAGGAAGCUUUCAGACCAGGUUGAGGGCCCGGAUGGUAAAGAAAACAUCAUGGAGCACGGCUGGGAGUCUCAGCUCGACACAUCGGUGCUGGAGCAGUCAAGACAGAAGAUCCUGCAGGUUCUUAACACCGGCUCCCUCAAAGACCUGAAGGGUCUGCAGCAGAUCGGUGACAAGAAGGCAAAGCUCAUACUGGGCUGGAGGGAGAUCCACGGUCACUUCACAAAGUUGGAAGAUCUGGGAAAAGUUGAGGGUAUGACAGAAAAGCGAUAUUCCUCCUUCAUGAAGACAAACAUCCUGAGUGCCAUGGGGAAAUGAUAUUGUUUUACUUCAGCUAUACCCUGUGUUAUGUAUAUAAAUUCUUACUCAAAGACUAUUAUUUGUUAUUUUAUGCUUGGUUUUAUUUUGUUUUUGUAGUUACCACACUGCUCCAGCUGGUGGCGUACCAUUGCUUUUAAUAAAUUUUUCAAAUGACA
Messenger RNA from Labrus mixtus (cuckoo wrasse), 2321 nucleotides. It is a transcript of the gene kif22, whose product is annotated as kinesin family member 22. Lineage: Eukaryota; Metazoa; Chordata; Actinopteri; Labriformes; Labridae. The transcript is spliced from 13 exons. The record is from RefSeq and is a predicted model, not a curated record. Gene Ontology annotation, biological process: microtubule-based movement; mitotic spindle organization. Gene Ontology annotation, molecular function: microtubule motor activity; ATP binding; microtubule binding. The coding region runs from base 295 to 2163 and encodes 622 amino acids.